Haliotis rufescens (red abalone) is the source of this 780-nucleotide messenger RNA. Its product is annotated as vegetative cell wall protein gp1-like. The record is from RefSeq and is a predicted model, not a curated record. NCBI's taxonomy places the organism in Eukaryota, Metazoa, Mollusca, Gastropoda, Lepetellida, Haliotidae. The coding region runs from base 1 to 780 and encodes 259 amino acids. The transcript has 3 exons. Gene Ontology annotation, cellular component: cytosol. Gene Ontology annotation, biological process: response to selenium ion.
AUGACUGCCAAACAUCGAGCUGAUUCAGCGAUAUUUUCAUUACAGUGUGUAUUGUCCCCUUCCCCGGUCCAGUCCCCCUCCCCGGUCCAGUCCCCCUCCUCGGUCGAGCCCCCCUACCCGGUCCAGUCCCCCUCCUCUGUCCAGUCCCCCUACCCGGUCCAGUCCCCCUACCCGGUCCAGUCCCCCUACCCUGUCCAGUCCCCCUACCCGGUCCAGUCCCCCUCCCCGGUCCAGUCCCCCUACCCUGUCCAGUCCCCCUACCCGGUCCAGUCCCCCUACCCGGUCCAGCCUCCCUACCCGGUCCAGUCCCCCUACCCGGUCCAGUCCCCCUCCCCGGUCCAGUCCCCCUCCCCUGUCCAGUCCCCCUACCCGGUCCAGUCCCCCUCCCCGGUCCAGUCCCCCUCCCCUGUCCAGUCCCCCUACCCGGUCCAGCCCCCCUACCCGGGCCAGUCGUCCCUGUCCAACGUUCCCCGGUCCAGUCCCCCUACCCGGUCCAGUCCCCCUACCCGGUCAAGUCCCCCUACCCGGUCCAGUCCCCCUACCCGGUCCAGCCCCCCUACCCGGGCCAGUAGUCCCUGUCCAACGUUCCCCGGUCCAGUCCCCCUACCCGGUCCAGCCCCCCUACCCGGGCCAGUCCCCCUACCCGGGCCAGUCCCCCCUAUCCAGUCUCCCUCUACCCGGUCCAGUCUCCCCUGUCCAACGUUCCCCGGUCCAGUGUCCCCCCUCCAUGCCAGUGUGACCAUCGCCCUCAUCAAGCUGGAAUCGGACACAUUGAAUUGA